This is a messenger RNA of Physcomitrium patens, 2579 nucleotides long. RefSeq lists its product as uncharacterized. Gene Ontology annotation, molecular function: DNA binding; DNA-binding transcription factor activity. Gene Ontology annotation, biological process: regulation of DNA-templated transcription. The record is from RefSeq and is a predicted model, not a curated record. NCBI's taxonomy places the organism in Eukaryota, Viridiplantae, Streptophyta, Bryopsida, Funariales, Funariaceae.
CAGACAAGAAGUACCCACGAAGAUCCCGCUCGGCGUCCGGUUUCACCGUCGCGCAAUAUUCACUUGCCAAUUCCGGCCUCUGGCCCUUGUCUACAGUGCCGAGAGGCAAGUCUCGUCCUUCUUAGGAAACUCCACCUCGCAUCGGUGAAUUUCGCUUAAUUUGGAGAACGGAGGCGGAACUCGGGCCGUCUUGCGCCUGGACAGCGGAAUGUGGGAGACGGCGCUUCUUGGUUUCGGUGUUCGUCUCAGCGGGCAAAACGGCGGCAACCGCCAGUAGUGGAGCUUUGUCGCGUAGCGUGGGUCUGUUGCAGUUGAGCUGGAUGUCAAGAGGUGGAUUCACUCUCCGUCUGGUGAGAGAUUUCUCGGUGAGUGUGGAGAGAUCUGCCCGUGAAGCUAGAAUAGGAAGCAGAGCGGUAGAGUUUACGGCGUGCUCUGCUCACUUAGUCACGAGUCUUAAGAAGUUAUUUUGAAUUGAAUCGAGUGCAGUAGUCGCAAUCCUAGAUUGUGGUGAAAUGUAUAGUAGUGGCUGCAUAACUCCUCGUUCUCUCAAGAGGAAGUCCUUCAGUAUCGUUCAUGGAAAAACUGUGAAUAGCGACUACUGCUGCUCCUCUUCCGAUGCCGAGGGUGCUCAAAAUGAUGGCUUUCAGAAAGUUCCAAAGAGAGUUAUAUGCACGGACCCCGACGCGACGGACUCGUCCAGCGACGAGAAGGAUAACUUCCACUCCGUGCGCAAUCCUCACAGGAGGCUACAGGAAAUUCACAUUUCCACUAUGGUGGACGAGUCGGCAUCUGACAGUGAGGUUGAUGAGCUUGAGGUGCCCAGUUAUCACAGCGUGUUCACUGCUGAAGCCAUGCAGUGCACGGUAAGCUAUGCGAGCCCUGUCGACGGAGACGCAAUGUUGGAGUCCUCCAGAUUUUACAAGAAAUCCUGGCAAUCGCAAAAGAAAGCUCUCAAGAUGCCGGAGAAGAAAAUGCCCAAGGACGCACAGCCAGCCACGCCUGCUGCUAAGACCGCGAAGGGUAGCGUAGCCGGUUGGGCACCCGUGGGUCGAAGCACAACUGUGUCCACAGCUAAACCCACAGUGGCAGCGAAGCGACAAACGAAGGGCGCCUUGGUUGCAACGGGGAUACACGGAAAGCCUCAGAAGUACAGGGGAGUGAGGCAGAGACCGUGGGGAAAGUGGGCGGCGGAGAUCCGGGACCCUUCGAAAGGAGUCCGGCUAUGGCUGGGGACGUAUGACACCGCGGAGCAAGCAGCUCAGGCGUAUGACAAAGCCGCGCGGGAGAUUCGUGGGCCGUCGGCGCACACGAAUUUCAGCGAGGAGAGGGAAUUGGAGCAAUCUGGGGCGGUAGUGCGUACGAUGACGACGUCCGGAUGUGAGGCGUCGUGUGCGAAAAGCAGAAAGGGAGAGGAGGGCCGGCGGCGGGGGAAGGAGGAGGGUGAGAGGUGUGGGAGGGGAGAGGUGGAAGAGGGGGAGGAGGAGGAGGAGUUGCGGACGGCGGGUGGAUGCGAUAGCAUUGAGGAGGGUGCGAUGAGCGGGGAGGUGGCGUUGGACGAUUUGAGCGAGGAGCUGGGGAAUUUGAGCGAGGAGUUGGAGAACUGGAGCGAGGAGUGCGGGUAUUGGAUGGGGCCCCCUUGCUCGUCGUCGCCGAGCAUGGAGGAGUCGGAGGGGUCGCCAUGCUCGAGCCUGACGGGGUGCAGCGAGCGGGUGGGGAGAGGAGGAGGCGGAGAGGAACUGGUGACGAGCAGCUCGUACGGGAACAGCUGCGAGUCGGAGAGGGCGAAGGAGGGCAAUGGAACGGUGGAGGUGCAAAGUGGGUCGGGGUUGGGGGAGGUGUUUCUGUCGGACGACUUCAUGAUGGACUGGGCGGGCGUGGGCGUGGGCGUGGGCGACGACGGAGGAGCUGGAAUGGUGGAGUUCGGGGCGGGGUUGGAGUUUUUGGGGGACGACGUGGAUUACCUGGAGUUCGACUGCGACGGGAGGGAGAGCUUCGAUUGGUUGAAUGGCUCAGACAUUCUUGUGCUCUAGAAAAUUGGGGUGCACUGGCAGUGCGUACCCAGCGCUGGGGCGUGGAAGGCGAGCGUAGGUGGAGGUGGGGAUGCGAGAAGCUUACCGCAAAGUGAGAAGAGAACUGAUUGUGGUUGGGAACUUGAUUUGAGGACCAGCAGAUUUUUGUAGGAUUGGGGGUUUAGGGAGCCAGAGUUUGGAGGCAGAGCGCAUCCAAUAUGGGCAUUGUAGGAGUAGGGUAGAGUUGAUGAGGAGUUGGUUUUGACGUGUUGACCCCAUGAGAAGAGUUAAUGCUAUUCGGGAGCUGGAGGUUCUUUGCUUCAGAUGUGACAAUUGGAGGAUGUGUAGUGGAGUCGGCGCUGAGGGACGUAUCUCUCAUGGAUAUCAAAUGAGAUCAUCAUAGAGGAAAAGUUGCACACUGCGACGGAUUUUUAUCAAUGCCAUCCAGUUGUCCACAUCGCAGUGAGUAUUAUUACUCAAUUUUGUGACUGACUGUCCGUCGGGAAGUCAUCCUCCCGCUUCGGAAUGUACACUAGAUACGGAAUUGUUCAAGUUUGUUUGUUCUCCCAA